This is a messenger RNA of Oreochromis niloticus (Nile tilapia), 3165 nucleotides long. It is a transcript of the gene b3galt8, whose product is annotated as beta-1,3-galactosyltransferase 8. Bases 326 to 1285 code for a protein of 319 amino acids. Lineage: Eukaryota; Metazoa; Chordata; Actinopteri; Cichliformes; Cichlidae. Gene Ontology annotation, cellular component: Golgi membrane. Gene Ontology annotation, biological process: protein O-linked glycosylation. The transcript has a single exon. Gene Ontology annotation, molecular function: N-acetyl-beta-D-glucosaminide beta-(1,3)-galactosyltransferase activity. The record is from RefSeq and is a predicted model, not a curated record.
UCUCGCGGUUAGUAUCAUAGGCAACCUAAGCAGCACGACAAAGGCUAGACCGUCCCAUUUCACGAGCCUCUCACUUCCGCACUUCUCGUACUUCAAGCGUGCAGUCCCUGAAUUGGGACACAGCCUAAUACGCCUUGGCCGUUGGCCGUUGACCGUCAACCGCGGAAGAAGAGACAAAGAAGAAGUGGCAGCUGGUAUGACAACUUUCUACUUCCCGGUCCUCCCAGCUGGGAAACUUGUUCCGUGUGGGACCACGGGGACUCGGGAUGAGGGGACUGCUAUCGGACGCUUUGGGGAAAUAAAGAGAGGCUCGUCGGUUUAGACCAUGCGGGCAACUUUCAUUCGGAGGCUGGUGAAGUUACUCUGCACUGCCGCUGUGCUGGCCCUGACUGCGCAUAUCCUAGUGAGUUCACUUAGUAAACAGACGCCAGAGCCCAGCCCGCUUCCCCCGGAGCAGUACCGUCUCGUAGACCCUCAGACAUACCGCUACCUCCUCAACCAGCCCGGUGUGUGCAGGCACAGGAGCCCCUUUCUGCUGUUCAUGGUGCCGGUGGGGGCUGAGGACUCUGCGGCACGGGAGGCCAUCAGGAAAACGUGGAGCGCCUCUGGCCGGGACACCCUCACUCUUUUCUAUGUGGGGAUCCCAGAGAGGCCACAGGUGUCAGCCCUCCAGCAGAAACUGGAGGAGGAGAGCAGGCAGCAUGCAGACAUCAUCCAGAUGAACUUUGUGGAUAAUUACCACAAUCUAACAAUCAAAACCAUGAUGAUGAUGAGGUGGCUGGCAAGUUACUGCCCCGGUGCGUCCUACGCCAUGAAGGUGGAUGCAGACAUCUUCGUUAAUGUCUUUUACCUGAUCCAGUGGCUGAGGAACUCCCCCAGGGAGAACUUCAUCACAGGGUCAGUGAUCCAGGAUGGCAGGCCGCGGCGGGAGCCCAGCAGCAAGUGGUACGUGUCAGAGGAGCUAUAUCCCGAGGAGAGCUUCCCCUCCUACGUGUCUGGAGCCGGCUACGUGUUCUCCGCUGACCUGGCAGCCAGGAUCUCCUGGGCCUCCAGGUUUGUGCGGGUCAUCCCUCUGGAGGAUGUCUAUGUGGGCUUGUGCUUGCGGAUGCUGGGUGUCCGGCCUGUGUACGCCUAUAGCCUGCCGUUCUUCAGGAGCCUGUUCGAAAUCAAAAACCUGGAGUACGACAGGUGCACCUUCGCCAAACUGAUCAUUGUUAACGGCUUUAAGGCACCAAAGCUGUUGAGGGUUUGGCAGGACUUUGCCAAAGGCCACAAAAGAUGCUGAUCAUACUUACCUGAUGCCUCGCAGGCAAUUCUAAGGGAGUAAGCCUGCUGCAAAGGAAAGGCGGCCGGCUGACACACGGAGGUUAGGGUGGCAAACGGCAUCAGUUAGUCAGCUGAUCAGUCGAUCAACAGAAAAAUGUCUUCUUGAAAACCUCUAUCCAGUUUAGACUCAUCCUCAUCAGUCUCCUUACUCAAUAGUGAAUAUUUGGGUUGCAGCUAGCCACUAUUUUCAUAAACAGAAUUAUAGCAGAUAUGUUUUCAAAUCUACUAAUAAAAAGAAAAAUGGGAACAUUUUUGUAUUAACAUUGAACUCAAAAGUUGAUCAAGUACUCAUUCAGGCUAAAAAAAAACCCCUUUUGUGACAAUCAGUUAAUCAUUUAAUUCAUUUCUGUGCCAAAAGUUUGGCGGUUCCACCUUGUCGAAUGUGAAACUUUGAUAUUUCUUUUUGUCAUAAAUUACACUAAACUCAGAUGAGUUGCUCAAGAAUGUGAUUGCUGUAGGGAAAGUGAGAAUGAAAAUGGUUUACGUACUUGUUGCCUUAAAUUUUAAAACCGAUGAGGUAAGAAAGUAAGUUGCUCAACUCAGACAUGUUCAGGUUCCAAUCAUGUCAGUAACAUCAAAGAGCAGAUGCGACUGAACACUGAUCAGAAUAAAACCCUGCCAGUGGGUACCGAUCUACCUCCUUGGGCUAAGGAAAGCCACGUUAAGACGCAGCUUUAAACCUUAGCUUCAGUUAGUGAGUCACCCAAGUCAUUUAAAAAUGACUUGCUACCUUUUUUGAUUUGUGAUAUUAUUUUUUCACCCAAAAAAUAAUGAAAGAAUUGAAAAUGUGACAGAAUUUUCUGUUGUUUGACUUACCAGUGGGCUCAACAUGUAUGUUACAGACCCUUCCUUGAGCAAUCAGCAGUUCUAUGAUCCUUGAAAGAAAAUGUGUAUUCACUGCGGUGCUUCAGCUUCUUUUACUGCUCCUAGCCUACGCCAAAGAAGUGCUUUUAUACCAAAGGUUCUUUGAAAGUAUUCUCCAAUUAGUGCCUGAUGGGUUUAGGGUCUAUGUGCAUGUGGAGUCACAAAACCCAGCACAACACAGUACUUUUAUGCUUAGUUUUUGCUUCCUGUUUGAAUUGGCGACAGGAAGUUAUGGUAAGUCGUUCAGUUAAGACUCAUGGAUGCCCCCUCCUCUGAAGGAGUUUGCCCUUUAUAGAGUUCAGAAGGAAAAAACCCAAAACAAAACACAGUAUGUCAAGAGAGCAAAGCUAUACUGACACACAUAUUUCUAAAGCAAAGUGUUUGGUUAUUAGUCAUAUGUUGUCUGAAUUCACAUUUUGUUUUUGUGUGUUUGUCAGAUUUAGAUUAAGAUCAAAUCACGGUCCUCAGACCUGCACCGUGAUGUUUGUUUGUACUGCAGAGAAAAAUACCAAAGAUGCUCCACCAGUUGCUCGUGCACUGCACUUUAAUAUGGGUUUGUUGGAAUGAACAGUUUUUGCAUGAGUCUCGAUGUGUUAAACAAAAAUUUCUAAAUUGCACUGAUUAUUUUACACUGAAAUUAAGCUAUGUGUAUCCUGCAGGUUUUUUUUGUCAGGGUCCUGUUUACUCAUGCGUUGUAGUCAUAGACUACAAACCAACAGGUGGCAGUAGUGACUUGAAGAUGAGAAAUCAGGUUUACUGCUGGUGAUUUAUUGUGAUAACUGUAGGAUGUUGCAGGGACAAAAUGUUACCUGUGAGUCUGUUCAAUAUAAUUUUUCCCUGUCAAACAGGAAGCCUGAUCAUCCCUGUUUACUAUUACUACUGCUGCUCCUUUGGAGAGUUUGCCAACCUUGACAAAUGCUGUUUCUAUUUAGUGUGUAUAAUUUUUAUAUAAAUAAAAGUUUUGGAAAAUGUGGA